AUGGCAUCUCAAGAUCCCGAGAAGCAAGACCUGACCUAUGAAAAGGGCGAAAUCAAGGCGAAGGGCGCCUUCACGGCAGAGAUCCACAUCGCCGUCCGUGUCUCACUCCAAGAUGUCUGGAACGAUCAAUACGCCGGCAGCCAGAUCAUGGCCAAGCGACCGGGCAUGUACCUGAAGUACUUACCUUGCCGCUACCACGAAGUCAGCGGUGAUAUGCUCACGGGCGGCGCGUACCUGUUCACCACCAAGGAAGAGGCAGAAGACUUUAGCAACUGGACCAGCAAUGAGUUUGAGGUUGGCGAGCCAAAGACAAAGUACUGGAAGCAACCGCACUUCAAGUCGGUGACUCACUGGACCUGGAACGUCAUUGGGGCCUACAACUUCAAGCCUGUCGAUGAGCAUGCCAUCGGUCGCUUUCAGCGCUGGACAUAUGACAUCAAAGACGCCGAAUCGAUUCUGAAGCAGCUGUACCCUGUUCUGAAGGAUGGAGCUGAGAACCGCGAGGCGACUUCCUUCUGGCUUCUCCACCGACCUGAAGACAAGAUGAUUGCGAUCCAGAUGACGUUUGCCAAGACCAAGCAGGAUGAUCAUGAGUCUGCUCUCGAAUCUGUCAUAUCUGCGGCUGACCUCACUUCACUGGGUGAGGUCUUUCCAGACCGUCUCAACGCUGAGCUCGAGUUGGAUCGUACUAGUGCGUUGCUAGCGCUCUGGCUGCCUCUGGCUCAUCACACCAAGGGUGUCAAGGUGGAAAGUCCCAACUUUCCUGCCCUUCCAGCGCUGUCUCAGGAGGGGCUUCUUGUGGAAUUGUGA
This is a messenger RNA of Fusarium keratoplasticum, 810 nucleotides long. RefSeq lists its product as uncharacterized. NCBI's taxonomy places the organism in Eukaryota, Fungi, Ascomycota, Sordariomycetes, Hypocreales, Nectriaceae. The transcript is spliced from 2 exons. Bases 1 to 810 code for a protein of 269 amino acids. The record is from RefSeq and is a predicted model, not a curated record.